AGGAAAGAUUUCGUUAUCCACUGAUAACCGUCAACAAAAAUCCUCACUUCACUUUCUCUCUGUAAAACACAGAAACAAAGCAUGGCUUCUUCUCCUUCAUCUUGGCUGCUACCCCUUGGUUCUGCAUCUGGGAAGAGUCUGUCUGCCAAUCAUGUGGUCAUUUCAAAUGGCGGGGCUCAAGGCCUAUUUGUCAGGUGCUCAAGUUCUAAGACCAGAAAACACAGCAAUGGACUGAAUUUAGCUACACGAAGGGAUGUGAUGGGAUUGCUUUUCGGAGUUCCAAGCUUCUUAAUGAACUCAGCAGAUGCCAAUGGUGCAGGCUUGCCCCCAGAAGAAAAGCCUAAACUAUGCGAUGAUGCCUGUGAAAAAGAGCUUGAAAAUGUACCUAUGGUAACUACAGAAUCCGGUUUGCAAUACAAGGACAUUAAAGUUGGUGGAGGCCCCACCCCUCCGGUUGGUUUUCAGGUGGCUGCUAAUUAUAUUGCCAUGGUUCCUUCUGGACAAAUAUUUGACAGUUCACUGGAGAAAGGUCAGCUCUACAUAUUUCGUGUUGGCUCUGGUCAGGUGAUCAAGGGACUUGAUGAGGGCAUCCUGACCAUGAAAGUAGGAGGGAAACGCAGACUUUAUAUUCCAGGACCGAAGUAGAUGAGAUCAUAUGUACAUCCGAAAUUAUCAAGUAGCAGAGAUGAAAAAACUGCAGAUGUUUGGUGUCCUGUGGUAGACAAUAGGCAGAAUCAAUUUUAUAGAGUAGGGUUAAAUUUAUUUGAAAGACGAAACACUGGGCUGUUGAUGAUAAAGCUUCCAGCAUGCUGAAGAUGAAAUAUUACAGCAUUGAAUUAAUGAGGAUUAAUUGGCAUAUAUGUGUAUUCUGUUUUUGUUUAAUCUACUGACUCACGGAAUAACUUUUUUUCCACGCAAGCCUUUUAGGAAAACUGCCCUCUCCCUUACAAGUAAUGGUUCCCAUUUCAUGUCAAAGUAUAUUCAAAUCACUGCCUUUUUAUCUAACAUUCCUCGUUUGAUGCUUCUUGCUGGUUUGUAAUUAGCUGGCAUUCCCAAAGGGCCUCUCUUCAGCUCCAGGAAGGCCACGGGUCGCUCCAAGUAGUCCAGUCAUUUUCGAUGUGAGUUUGGAAUACAUUCCUGGCCUUGAAGAUGAAGAGUGACAGAAUUUCAUUUCAUUUUUGUAUUUAUUCCUUUAUUUGACACUUUGAUAACCACAGGAACUAUAACGGAGGUUGCCUAGAUUCCAAUUAUUCAUUUUUUAUAAAUUCUUUUCUACAAUUAUUAUAGAAGAGGCAUUAUUCAUUA
Messenger RNA from Theobroma cacao (cacao), 1305 nucleotides. RefSeq names its product FKBP-like peptidyl-prolyl cis-trans isomerase family protein. The record is from RefSeq and is a predicted model, not a curated record. Gene Ontology annotation, molecular function: peptidyl-prolyl cis-trans isomerase activity. Lineage: Eukaryota; Viridiplantae; Streptophyta; Magnoliopsida; Malvales; Malvaceae.